AUGCGGCUGAUCACGCGCCUUACGCGCGCCCCGGUGCGCUCCAAGGUGGCGCCCACAUCGGCAGUCGAGCAUCUGCCUGUUGUCAAGCCCAAGGAGGCUGCGUACGGCAAUGGGACGGCCUGGGUCGGCUUCGUGACGACUGCGACGGCGCUGGGCAUCGCGGCGCUGAUGUAUCGGGAUACGCACAGCAGCGACGUCGAGUGCGGGUCGAGCGGAGAAUCCUGGUGGACGAGCCCCAAGGUGGAGCAGCGCGGACACUACGCAUUGUUGAAGGAGCUGGGACGAGGAGGGUUUUCGGUUGUUCGGCUUGCCAUUGACAUCCAGACAGAGCAGAAACUGGCAGCGAAGAUUUUCGAUCCGAAGAGUUCGUCGUUGGAGACAAUUCAGGCAGAGAUUGAUAUCCUGAAGCACCUUGGUACACAUCGAAAUAUCGUGUCGCUGCAUGAUGUGCUCUAUCUUAAAGAUGAGACGAUUAUGCUGACGGACUUGGUUGAAGGAGGCGAGCUUUUCGACUACAUUGUUGAUAUGGGGUCAGUAUCAGAGAAGGAUGCCGCUCGCCUACUUCAUGAUGUCUGUCGGGGGCUCGACUACGUGCAUUCUCGCGGUGUCUGCGCGUACUGGGCUCCUGAAAUCAUCACGAGCCAUCCGCAAGACUUUGGUGUCGACAUGUGGGCAUUUGGUGUGCUGGCCUACAUCACGUUAACGGGAGUACAUCCGUUUGAUCCGAGAGGUGACAAGUCGGACGCCGAAAUCGUGAAAGAGAUUGCAAAAGGAGCCUACGAUGUGGAGAACAAGUGGUUCAGAAGUCUUUCUGCAGAUGCCAAGGAUUUCUUAACGCGGUUGCUAGACUCGGAUCCGUCCAAACGAUUGACAGCGAAACAAGCGCUGCAACACCCGUGGCUCAGUGGUAUCACAUCGCCUGAGGACCCUCUUGACAGUGGACAUACCCAGCGAUUACAAUCGUAUCAGCGUCUCCAACAACUUCGUGCCAAUAUUUUGGCAGUCAUCAUGGGCGUACAGCACGCGAAACUGGGUGACAGCCCCGAUGCAAACGAAAAGCGCCUAGUAUCGCACCGCACGUCGACUGUUAAUAUGGACAUGUUCAAAGAGACGUUCGCUCUGUUCGACAAAGACGAAUCCGGCUGUAUCGAUCGAGACGAGCUUCGAGGCAUGCUAUUAGCUCUUGGUCAACAACUCUCGGGCUCGGAGAUCGACAGCAUUAUGCGUCAAGCAGACACUGACGGCGACGGCAAGAUAUCGUUCACUGAGUUUGUGUGCAUGAUGAAUCAGAGGCUCUUCCGCCGAGGCGAUCUGACGCCCGGAGAUCUCAAAGCUGCUUUCGACGCUUUCGACGUGAACCGUGAUGGGUUUAUUUCGAGCAGCGAACUUGAGCACAUUCUUCAUGUGCUGGGCAACAAGCACAUCAGCCGUGACGAAAUCUACAAGAUCCUGCAAGCUGCUGACAAGAAUGAGGACGGCAAAAUCGACUACGAAGAGUUCUGCGCCUUGAUGCAGCAGCAGACAAAGGGCUGA
Molecule: messenger RNA, 1533 nt
Organism: Phytophthora sojae
Lineage: Eukaryota; Oomycota; Peronosporomycetes; Peronosporales; Peronosporaceae
Exons: 11
Coding region: 1-1533 (510 amino acids)
Biological process (GO): protein autophosphorylation; peptidyl-serine phosphorylation; intracellular signal transduction
Cellular component (GO): cytoplasm; nucleus
Molecular function (GO): ATP binding; calmodulin binding; calcium/calmodulin-dependent protein kinase activity
Source: RefSeq, a predicted model, not a curated record